AUGCUAAAACUUGAGAUUCAUGAGCUAAAAGUGUUUGACUCACUGGACAGUCCUAUUGACAAAUACCAAUGCAGUUCCAGUGAUGUCACACCAAAAGUGGAAAAUUAUCUGAAAAAAGUUGAUUUUAAUCAUCAAAAACGGCCAACACUUCUACAGUUACAUCAAAAUUCUGUUAAAUCCAAUAAUAUUGAUGACACGAAAAGUUUGAAAAAUACUGGUCUUAAAAGUAAAAAUUUUAUUCACAUAAAUGACACUGAUAAAUUUGGAUACUUUACAAUGGUCUAUAUACCAACAUUUAUGAACUUAUUGGGUGGUACUCUCUACUUACGGAUGGGCAUAAUGGCCGGACAGGCGGGCAUAAUUUUAAGUAUAGUACAAAUACUAAUGGGUACAGUUAUAUUAGUUGGUACAGUACUAUCACUUUCAGCCCUUUGUACUAAUGGACAGAUAGGUUGCGGUGGUUUCUAUUACUUGAUUUCCCGAAAUUUGGGACCAGAAAUCGGGGCCGUAUUUGGAAUCAUCUAUUUUAUAACAAAUGUAGUACUAGUUUCACAAAGUUUAAGUGGUAUUUGUACUGAAAUUCAAUAUAUUUUUCAGGCAUUUGAUACUGGAUUAGCUGAAUACCCAUCAGGUAUUAAUGAUAUGAGGAUCGUUGGAUUAAUAUGUUUAGCAAUUACUGCUAUCAUACCGUUUAUUAGUCUGGAAUUGGAGGCAAAAACUCAAUGGAUUUUAUUUAUAAUAACUGUUCUCUCGCUUUUGGACUUCUUUGUGGGCACAUUCCUACCGACCACUCCUUAUCAAAAAGUUAACGGUUUUAUCGGAUUUAAUGCCAAAAUAAGUUUUACUAAUCUAUUGCCGCAAUGGAAUGGUUACCACUUUUUAAGUAUAUUUGGUAUAUAUAUGUCUGCACUUUGCGGUGAUUUCACAGGAGUCACAAUGUCGUCGAGUCUUAAAAAUCCUAAGGUGGCCAUACCUAAGGGUUCACUAUUAGCAGUGUUUUCCGCACAGUUUAUAUAUAUUAUUCAAAUCAUAUUGUUUGCCUGCGCUGGCAAUCGAUACGCAACUGGAAAACUAUCUGACUAUCCAUACGGUAACUACACGUGCGAUAUACAACAGAACUGUGAAAGUGGUAUCAGUAAAAAUCAGUUUAUGAUGUCUAUAAUGUCUGCACUGACUUUAGUGGACAAUAAGCUACACAAUAUUGAGCCUAUAUAUGUAGCCGGACUGUUAGCACAGGGAAUGUCAUCAUCCCUGUGCUCUUUUAUAACAGCACCCAGAAUAUUACAGUCAUUAGGAUUUGAUAAUCUAUUGCCUGGUAUUGGCUGGUUCUCUAACUAUUUCCAAUUAUGA
Messenger RNA from Oppia nitens, 1350 nucleotides. RefSeq names its product bumetanide-sensitive sodium-(potassium)-chloride cotransporter-like. NCBI's taxonomy places the organism in Eukaryota, Metazoa, Arthropoda, Arachnida, Sarcoptiformes, Oppiidae. The record is from RefSeq and is a predicted model, not a curated record. Gene Ontology annotation, biological process: potassium ion import across plasma membrane; chloride transmembrane transport; cell volume homeostasis. Gene Ontology annotation, cellular component: membrane. Gene Ontology annotation, molecular function: potassium:chloride symporter activity. The transcript is spliced from 9 exons. Bases 1 to 1350 code for a protein of 449 amino acids.